Molecule: messenger RNA, 294 nt
Organism: Auxenochlorella protothecoides
Lineage: Eukaryota; Viridiplantae; Chlorophyta; Trebouxiophyceae; Chlorellales; Chlorellaceae
Exons: 1
Coding region: 1-294 (97 amino acids)
Source: RefSeq, a predicted model, not a curated record
AUGGCCAGGCCAGCCUCCAAUUCCUCACCCCAGGCAGCAUCCCACCUGCGCGUGGUCGGCCUGCAGGCCCGCCACCCACUCCUCGAUGUCGAUGCCGUGCGCGCCGGCCGCCAAGAUGAUGCAUGCCAGGGCAAUGGUGUGCGGGGGGUGCAGCAGGUGGCAGCGGCUCAGGUACGAGUCGUUCAGCAACGCCCUGUGAGGAUCACGGGAUGGAGAAUGGAGUCGAUGGUUGGCGGGCGGCUUCUGGGUACCUUGAGGGUGGCGGGGUUCCGUCAAGAGCGGUUCUGUGUUUAA